Daucus carota subsp. sativus is the source of this 811-nucleotide messenger RNA. RefSeq lists its product as uncharacterized. NCBI's taxonomy places the organism in Eukaryota, Viridiplantae, Streptophyta, Magnoliopsida, Apiales, Apiaceae. The record is from RefSeq and is a predicted model, not a curated record. Bases 81 to 581 code for a protein of 166 amino acids. The transcript has 5 exons.
UCCUCGAACGUGUGUUGGUUGGCGAGAAAAAUAUUGAAUUUUCGAAUUGGACAGAUCUUAACUAUUACUCUAGUUUUGUUAUGGGAAAUCCAAACUUAGUAUUGCUUAAUCAGCUCAGAGAUGAGCAGAGGAAAGGCAACCUGGCAGCCCAAAAUCCUCUACGGCCACAGAAGGAAGGAAACCUUAAUAUUGCAGCUCGAGCUCCUAACGGAUCGUUGUCAUCAUUCCAACGAUUGCCAAAACUUAUACUACGCGAGGAGUCAUCAAGUAGAACUAUAUAUGAAACUUUUCUGCAAAAAACUUACGGUUCUGCGAAUUUGGCUUCAAGUGAGCUCGGAAAUGCACCUUCACCGAAACCAAGAAAUAAGCAUAGAGAUCCGAGUAUGGACAUUUCAUUGUGUGAAACUCAAUUUGGAAACACCUCAGCAAUGAAUACACAUGAACUUGGAGGUGAAAAGUUGACUGAUGGAAGGAGGUUCAACAACCUUGAGAGAGAAGAUGGUAAUGAUUAUUGGUUGAAUAUUGGGAAUGAUGAGGAUGAGGGUGAGGACAAGGACCUUUAUCCUGAAAGAGAUUUAUAAUUCUCUAAGAACAAGAACAACCUACCUGCUUCUGUGAUGUAUUUUUCCUAGUUCACAUGUGUUUUGUUUCAAACUUAUUAAGCUAUUGAAGCUUAUCCGGCCAAGUUGAAGUUGUAUGGGUUGUAGACUUUAUUUUUUAAAAAAUUAUGAACAAGAACAACUUUAUGAGUUAUUUGUUGUGUUUUAAUAUCUGAAAUCUUGGUUAUCAUUUCAUUUUUAUUUAAUAUUCA